AUGUCAUACAGACUAAUUCAAUUAAACAGCGGUAACAAAAUUCCUUCAAUUGGUUUAGGAUGUUACGAUAUCCCUACAUCACAAACCAGCAAACUUGUUUAUGAAGCAUUGGAUGUCGGAUAUCGUCAUUUCGAUACUGCUGUACUUUAUGGUAAUGAACAGGAAGUCAUUGACGGCAUUUCUCAAUAUUUGAAAGAUCAUCCCGAAGUCAGACGAUCUGAUGUCUUUUACACUACUAAAUUAUGGAAUAGUCAAUUAGGUAAAUCAAAUACUGAGAAAGCCAUAAAUACCAUGAUGCAACAAAUUGGUCCAUUGAAAUAUAUCGACUUGCUUUUGAUUCAUUCACCAUUGCCUGGAAAGGAGAAAAGAUUGGAGAGUUAUAAAGUCAUGGAGCAAGCUUUAAAAGACGGCAAAGUGAAAAACAUAGGUGUAUCCAAUUAUGGUCAACAUCAUAUUGAAGAGAUUCUUAAAGACCCAGAAAUUGAAACGCCACCAGCUAUAAAUCAAAUUGAAAUUAGUCCCUGGUGUAUGCGUCAAGACCUAGCUCUGUGGUGUUUGAGUAAAGAUAUUCAUGUUGAAGCCUAUGCUCCAUUGACUCAUGGCUAUAAAUUACAAGAAGAUAGUCCCAAUUUUCAAGAGAUUAUGAAGAAAUAUAAUAAAUCACCAGCACAAAUCUUGAUUAAAUGGUCAUUACAAAAGGGGUAUAUCCCCUUACCCAAAACAAAAACACCUUCUAGAUUGAAAACGAAUUUAGAUAUUGAUGAUUUCGAAUUGACUCCAGAAGAAAUGGUACUUGUUGACCAACCAGAUGCUUAUGAACCUACCGAUUGGGAAUGCACUAAUGCUCCAUAA
Lodderomyces orthopsilosis Co 90-125 is the source of this 852-nucleotide messenger RNA. Its product is annotated as aldo-keto reductase superfamily protein. NCBI's taxonomy places the organism in Eukaryota, Fungi, Ascomycota, Pichiomycetes, Serinales, Debaryomycetaceae. The coding region runs from base 1 to 852 and encodes 283 amino acids. The transcript has a single exon. Gene Ontology annotation, molecular function: oxidoreductase activity. The record is from RefSeq and is a predicted model, not a curated record.